GUCGGGGCUGCCCCGUCCCGCCCCUGCCGCUGAUUCCGGCUCCGGGUGAGCGCGGAGCCAUGACGGGCCGCGGGUCUCCCAGCCGGUUCCUGACCGCCGUGCUGCACAACGGCGUGGGCCGGUACGUGCGGCAGCUCCAGCGCCUGCAGCUCCUCUUCAGUCCCACCGCCGCCGACGCCCGCGGCGCCAGGCAGUUCGUGGAGGAGGCGGCACAGGACUUCGCCCGGCAGCACCCCGAUGUCGUCCUCUACGUGAGCCCCCACUCGGGCCCGGGCCCGGCCCCUGUGCUGCGGGCCGAGUACUUGAACGGGACGGUGCGGGACGAGCUCAUUGCCAGCAAGACGAGUGAGGAGAUCGUGCAGCUGGCCACCAAGCUGGCCAACCAGUCCGGCCUGGACAUCAUCCGCAUCCGCAAGCCCUUCCACACUGACAACCCCAGCGUCCAGGGCCAGUGGCACCCCCUCACCAACAAACCCUCCAUCCUCACCGUCCAGGGCCCGCGCCUGCAGCCCGAAUAAAGCCUCCUCCACCCCCA
This is a messenger RNA of Zonotrichia leucophrys gambelii, 535 nucleotides long. RefSeq names its product mitochondrial ribosomal protein L43 (gene MRPL43). The coding region runs from base 60 to 518 and encodes 152 amino acids. Gene Ontology annotation, biological process: mitochondrial translation. The record is from RefSeq and is a predicted model, not a curated record. The transcript has 3 exons. Lineage: Eukaryota; Metazoa; Chordata; Aves; Passeriformes; Passerellidae. Gene Ontology annotation, cellular component: mitochondrial large ribosomal subunit. Gene Ontology annotation, molecular function: structural constituent of ribosome.